Ectocarpus sp. CCAP 1310/34 is the source of this 2565-nucleotide messenger RNA. The record is from the annotation of a GenBank genome assembly. Lineage: Eukaryota; Phaeophyceae; Ectocarpales; Ectocarpaceae.
AUGGCAAGGGUUAUCGAGUGGCGCACCCGGUGCCUCGAUGCCUUCGUCAUCGCCUUGAGCCAAGCGUGCGAGGGAGGGGAGAAGCGCUGGUAUGCGUCGACACUGGAGCUGCAGCUGACCUCGCUGGAUUUGUGCAGGGCGUGCCGAACUACGUCGAUCUUGCACGUGCAUGUAGAUGAUCAGACUCCUCGCAGCUUGUGGUCUUCUCGCACAGCACAGACCCGGCCGAACACACGCAGCUGGAAUCUGCAUAUCUCCAGCCGUGUGCCGGUCGUGCGGGCUCUUCGUUUGACGUGGGCCCUGUCCAUGGAAGCUCUGCUGAGGAAAGCCGCAAUCGAGCUGUGGACGUGGUCAGAACGUCUUGAGCUGCUGGGAUCGUCGUGUGUGUCUAGCUUAGGAUCCGAAGUGGUUUGGCCCCGAGGGUUGACCCAGCUGGUAUUGUAUACAGAUUCGGAUAUCGCAAUGGGCACCGUGUGGUGGCCGGUGCGCUUGCAAUAUCUAGCACUUCGGGGUCGUUUUAAUGCGUCCAUUGCCGGAGUGGUGUUCCCGGCGUCCCUGCAGCAGCUAUCGUUCGGAAACCACUUCAAUAAACCUAUUGCCGGAGUUGUGUGGCCGUCCUCACUGCAAAAGUUGUCGUUCGGGGACAGCUUCAAUCAGCCUAUCGCCGGAGUCGCGUGGCCGUCCUCGCUGCAGGAGCUUUCAGUCGGAUCCCUCUUCAAUCAGCCCAUUGCCGGAGUCGUGUGGUCGUCUUCGCUGCAGCAGCUAUGGUUCGGGGACAACUUCAAUCAGCCAAUCACCGGAGUCGUGUGGCCGUCUUCGCUGCAACAGCUAUCGUUCGGGUACAGCUUCAACCAGCCUAUCGCCGGAAUCGCGUGGCCGUCCUCCCUGCAACAUCUAUAUUUCGGGUCACAGUUCAACCAACCAACCACCGGAGUCGUGUGGCCGUCCUCGCUGCAACAGCUAUUGUUCGGGUACAGCUUCAAUAAGCCUAUCGUCGGAAUGAUGUGGCCGGCCUCCCUGCAGCAGCUAUCGUUCGGGUUACUUUUCAAUCAGCCUAUCGCCGGAGUCAUGUGGCCGUCCUCCCUGCAGCAGCUGUGGUUCGGGUACAACUUCAAUCAGCCUAUCGCCGAAGUCGCGUGGUCGUCCUCCCUGCAACAGCUAUCGUUCGGGUUUUACUUCAAUCAGCCCAUCGUGGGAGUCAUGUGGCCGGUUUCCCUGCAAAAGCUGUCAUUCGGGGACAGCUUCAAUCAGCCUAUCGCCGGUGUCGCGUGGCCGUCCUCGCUGCAGCAGCUAUCGUUCGGGCACAACUUCAAUCAGCCCAUCGCCGGAGUCGUGUGGCCGUCCUCUCUGCAGCAGCUGUCAGUCGGGCACAACUUCAAUCAGCCCAUCGCCGGAGUCGUGUGGCCGUCCUCUCUGCAGCAGCUGUCAGUCGGGCACAACUUCAAUCAGCCCAUCGCCGGAGUCGUGUGGCCGUCCUCUCUGCAGCAGCUGUCGUUCGGGUACAACUUCAAUCAGCCUAUCGCCGGAGUCGCGUGGCCGUCCUCCCUGCAGCAGCUGUCGUUCGGGUACAACUUCAACCAGCCAAUGACCGGAGUCGUGUGGCCGCCUUCCCUGCAAAAGUUGAAGCUCGGGGACGGCUUCAAUCAGCCUAUCGUCGGAGUUGCCUGGCCGGCGUGCCUGCACAACCUGUCAUUCGGGGACGGCUUCAAUCAGCCUAUCGCCGGGGUGAUGUGGCCGUCGUCCCUGCGACAGCUUUCAUUCGGGUACAGAUUCAAUCAGCCUGUUGCCGGAGUCGCGUGGCCGACUACGCUGCAAUCUGUGACAUCUUUUGGAGAAAGCCUGUUGUGAAAGGUUCAGGGUAUUUCGAGAUGACUGCGCGGUUUUGUUCAGCGUGUUGUUGAAACGAUGGCUUGUUUGUACCGUUGCGCAUCAAAGGGUCAUGUCCAUUGUGCAAUCCUUGUCGGGUGUAGUUGCAGUCUUCCUGGGAGAAGGUAGUGAAGGUUUGGGAUAUUUCGGUAGAAAAUUGUUCUGUCCUUGUGAAAGGAACACAUUUGAAUGGUUCUUGCCGCAAGGCGUCAAAUGUCAAUAUGAAAGUAAUGUUUGAUAAGCCAAACGAGAUAUGGGGUGAAGAAUCAUCGUUUCUGCGAUUCCUUCUGUAGCGAUUGUGGUGUAAAACGGCACGAUGAACGCGCAUCCAUUCAUGGACUUGUCUGGAUAGUAUCUACUUCGUACAUGCCUCCUUCGUACGUAUCGUCGCCGUCACAAGGACUUGUGCGUUCGUGAGGUUUUGUUCUUCUCGGUCGUGCUCACUCGCACCGAUUCCUUGGACAAGGGUCUACGCUGGGUCGUGUUACUACUGUACUACUGUAGAUGGCGCUGGAACUUUUUGAUCGACUUGAUUGUGCUUGAGAAACUAUAUUCCGUGGUCGGUCCAAACCCUGUUUUGUUGUGGUGGACGAAAGAACUAUUUCGUGCACACCUAGGUACACUGUUGUACCUCCAUAGAGCCUCAAGAGGGGGAAGUUCUCAUAGUCGUGCAUGCCGUAGUCGUUAGACCAUUGACCU